UACAUUUGAGAUUAUUGAAAGAGGAGUCCCUAGAGACCCACAAUCUGUAUAAUAAGUCAGGACUCUGGGACAAGUUAUUCUGUGUAUCUUUAUAGUAGUAGUCCUGGAAUUCAGGUCCUGAAAACUAAAGUAUAUAGAAUUUCCGAGCUGCUUGAACCCUGUUUGAACCUAGAAUAAUGUACUUCUCAAAAUCUGAGGCCUCCAGAAUUCACAGAUUGAGGUUGGCACCAUUUGCAGAGAGAAGCCUUCAGUAAUGUAUGGAAUCUACUGUAAUGGAAGAUGAUUGAAGACAAGGGACCUCGCGUUGCUGACUACUUUGUUGUGGCAGGAUUAACUGAUGUUUCAAAGCCUCUUGAGGAAGAAAUUCACUUCAAUGAUGCCUGUCAUAAAGUAGCUAAACCGAAAGAACCCAUCACAGAUGUUUCUGUUAUUAUUAAAUCCCUUGGGGAGGAAGUGCCACGGGAUUACAUGUGUAUUGAUGUCACCCCAACUGGACUGUCAGCUGAUCUCAAUAAUGGAAGUCUUGUGGGGCCACAGAUUUACCUCUGCUAUAGAAGAGGAAGAGAUAAGCCUCCACUUACAGAUCUAGGGGUUUUAUAUGACUGGAAAGAAAGAUUGAAACAGGGCUGUGAAAUUAUUCAGAGUACUCCCUAUGGGCGCCCUGCAAAUAUUAGUGGCAGUACGUCAUCACAAAGAAUUUAUAUCACUUACCGACGAGCCUCGGAAAACAUGACUCAGAAUACGUUGGCUGUCACAGACAUAUGUAUUAUUAUACCCAGUAAAGGAGAAAGCCCACCACAUACAUUCUGCAAAGUUGACAAGAAUCUCAAUAACAGUAUGUGGGGAUCAGCAGUGUACUUGUGUUAUAAAAAAUCAGUGGCAAAGACAAACACUGUAUCUUACAAAGCUGGUCUGAUUUGUAGGUAUCCUCAAGAAGAUUAUGAGUCAUUCUCAUUACCAGAAUCUGUUCCCCUAUUUUGUUUACCAAUGGGUGCAACUAUUGAAUGUUGGCCACCAAAUAGCAAAUACCCUCUCCCUGUGUUUUCUACAUUUGUGUUAACUGGAGCCUCAGCUGAAAAGGUCUAUGGUGCUGCUAUUCAGUUUUACGAACCAUAUUCUGAGGAGAAUCUCACAGAAAAACAGAGACUUCUUUUAGGUUUAGCAUCAUCAGCAGACGGAAAGUCUGAUAGUUCCAGAACAAUUCACACUAACAAAUGCAUCUGUCUUCUUUCUCACUGGCCUUUUUUUGAUGCAUUCAGGAAGUUUCUGACUUUUCUAUACCGUUAUUCCAUAUCUGGACCUCAUGUUCUUCCAAUUGAGAAGCAUAUUUCUCAUUUUAUGCAUAAAGUUCCUUUUCCAUCUCCUCAGAGACCACGGAUUUUAGUUCAGUUAUCACCACAUGAUAAUCUGAUUCUCAGUCAGCCUGUUUCUUCACCUCUUCCACUAAGUGGUGGCAAGUUCUCAACACUUCUUCAGAAUCUAGGCCCUGAAAAUGCUGUAACACUACUGGUGUUUGCAGUAACAGAACAUAAAAUCCUCAUCCAUUCCUUACGACCUUCUGUGCUUACGAGUGUGACAGAGGCAUUAGUAUCUAUGAUUUUUCCUUUCCACUGGCCGUGUCCGUAUGUUCCCCUCUGCCCACUGGCUUUAGCAGAUGUCUUAAGUGCACCAUGUCCGUUCAUAGUUGGGAUUGAUUCAAGAUACUUUGAUCUCUACGAUCCUCCACCAGAUGUCAGUUGUGUUGACCUAGAUACCAACACCAUUUCUCAAAGUGGUGACAAGAAAAAUGUAGCCUGGAAGAUACUUCCAAAGAAGCCAUGCAAAAAUCUGAUGAACACAUUGAAUAACUUGCACCAGCAACUGGCAAAAUUGCAGCAGAGACCACGAGAUGAUGGGCUGAUGGACUUAGCAAUGAACGACUAUGACUUUAAUUCUGGGAAGAGGUUGCACAUGAUAGAUUUGGAAAUUCAAGAGGCAUUUUUGUUUUUCAUGGCCUCUAUUUUAAAAGGCUAUAGAUCAUAUUUAAGACCAAUAACACAAGCUCCUUCGGAAACAGCCACAGAUGCCACCUCUCUUUUUGCCCUUCAGGCUUUCUUAAGAAGCCGGGACCGGUCACAUCAAAAAUUUUACAAUAUGAUGACCAAAACACAAAUGUUUAUUCGCUUCAUUGAAGAAUGCUCCUUUGUCAGUGAUAAAGAUGCAAGCCUGGCAUUUUUUGAUGAUUGUGUAGACAAAGUGGAUAUGGACAAGAGUGGUGAAGUGCGACUUAUAGAACUGGAUGAAUCUUUCAAAAGUGAACACACUGUUUUUGUAACGCCACCCGAGAUUCCCUAUCUGCCCAAUGGUGAAGAACCCCCUUUGCAGUACAGCUAUAAUGGAUUUCCAGUUCUUAGGAACAAUUUAUUUGAGAGACCAGAAGGAUUUCUGCAAGCUCGAAAGAACAAACUGCCUUCAAAAUCAAGUAGUCCUAGUAGCCCUUCUCCCAUGUUCAGGAGAACAAAACAGGAAAUUAAGUCAGCCCAUAAAAUUGCCAAGAGAUAUUCUUCCAUCCCUCAGAUGUGGUCCAGGUGUCUGUUGCGUCACUGUUAUGGAUUGUGGUUUAUUUGUCUCCCAGCUUAUGUGAAAGUAUGUCAUUCAAAAGUCAGGGCUCUGAAAACAGCCUAUGAUGUGCUAAAAAAAAUGCAAUCCAAGAAGAUGGAUCCACCUGAUGAGGUGUGCUACCGCAUUCUUAUGCAGCUCUGUGGACAGUAUGAUCAGCCAGUGCUUGCCGUGCGCGUGCUGUUUGAAAUGCAUAAGGCUGGCAUUGACCCCAAUGCCAUUACUUAUGGUUAUUAUAAUAAGGCUGUUUUGGAAAGUACCUGGCCUUCAAGAAGUCGUAGUGGCUACUUUCUUUGGACAAAAGUAAGAAAUGUUAUUUUAGGAGUAGCACAGUUCAAAAGAGCUUUAAAGAAACAUGCACACUUAUCACAAACAACUCUCUCAGGUGGUCAGUCUGAUCUGGGAUAUAAUUUAUUGACUAAGGAUGAAAUUAGAAGAGGGAAUAUAUCUGCUGAGGACAUUUUGGAAGAAAAAGACAAAAAAGGGAGUGAUUCUGGUUCCUUAUCAGAGAGCGAGAGUACAAAAGGAAGUACUGAUUGUCUUCCAAAGAUCAAUCUGCAAAGUUCUUCCAAUAUUGUUCGCCUCAAUGGUACAGGUAACAACAAUGCUGAUAAAAUAUCAGGAGAAAACAGGGAAAACACACCUGAAAUGCUCUUAAGAUCAUCUCUUGAGGAUACAAAUGAAACAGGAAACAUUGAAAGUAGAUGCUUCAGGAAAAGACAUAAAAGUGACAAUGAAUCUAAUUUGCAGCAGCACAUGGCUUGGGGAAAUAGAAACCGUAAUCUUAGUGGAGGGGUACUGAUGGGAUUUAUGCUCAACAGAAUUAAUCAGGAAGCAAAUCCUGGCGAUAUAGUUGAAAAAUUAGGAGCUGAUGCAAAAAUUCUUUCAAAUGUUAUUACAAGAAAUAGAAGACCAAAUAGUCUUGAUAUUGGGAAGCCACCUUUAAGAUCUAAAAGAGACAGUCUAGAAAAGGAAUCUAGUGAUGAUGACACACCUUUCGAUGGUGCGAAUCGCUUGGCUGAUAAGGUGGAUUCUCCUGUUAUUUUUGACUUGGAGGACUUAGACAGUGAAACAGAUGGAUCCAAAGUGGGAUAUGUUGCCGCACAGCAUCCCAAGAGAAUUCAGCGAAUGAACAGCAGCUUCUCAGUGAAACCUUCUGAAAAAACUGAUGUUGCAGCAGGAUUUGAUCCCCUCUCUCUUUUAGUUGCUGAGACCGAGCAGCAGCAAAAAGACGAGGAAGAGGAGGAUGAAGAUGAUAGUAAAAGCGUGUCAACACCAUCUGCAAGGCGUGAUUUAGCUGAAGAAAUUGUGAUGUAUAUGAAUAACAUGAGCAGUCCUUUGACAAGUCGAACACCAAGCAUUGAUUUACAACGGGCCUGUGAUGAUAAAUCUAACAAUAAGAAAAGCCCAACACUGGCCAAGGCCUGCAGAAGAUGUAGCUUACCUCCUAAUUCUCCAAGGCCACCCAGACUCACCAAAUCUAAAAGUUACACAAAAAGUGAGGAGAGACCACGGGAUAGACUGUGGUCUUCUCCAGCCUUCUCGCCUACUUGCCCUUUUAGAGAAGAAUCUCAAGAUGCAUUAACCCAUUCAGCACCUUCGUUUAAUUUAGAUACACUACUGGUACCUAAAUUAGAUGUUCUAAGGAAUAGUAUGUUCACAGCUGGAAAAGGAGUUGCAGAGAAAGCAAGCAAAUGGUAUUCAAGAUUCACCAUGUAUACCACAUCAUCCAAGGAUCAAAGUUCUGAUCGUACCAGUCUUUCUUCAGUGGGAGCCCAGGAUUCUGAAUCUACCUCUUUGACAGAUGAAGAGGUCGGCCGCGAGCUGGAAGGAGCCUCUUCCUCCCAAGAGAGCAGUGCCACGUCAGGGACCAAGGGAACUGAGCUCAGCCGAACAAGCCUGGGAAGCUCUGCCUCCUUAGAAGGAUCCCUGUCAAAAUUUGCUUUACCUGGGAAGUCAGAAGUAACAUCUUCAUUCAACAUGAGUAAUACCAGUCUCUUCCAGAACUAUGCAAUGGAGGUUCUCAUCUCAAGUUGUUCUCGGUGUAGAACUUGUGAUUGUCUUGUACAUGAUGAGGAAAUCAUGGCCGGCUGGACAGCAGAUGAUUCAAAUCUCAAUACCACAUGCCCGUUCUGUGGUAACCUUUUCCUACCCUUUCUGAAUAUUGAAAUCAGAGACUUAAGACGACCUGGGAGGUACUUUUUGAAGUCAAGUCCAUCUACAGAAAAUAUUCGUUUUCCAUCCUCCUUUUCAAGCCAAACAAGGCAGUCUUGCCUUUCAACAUCAGCCUCCGGUCUUGACACAUCCACUAUCUCUGUUCAAGGACAUUUUGACCUAAACAGCAAAUCUAAACUGCAGGAAAACUCCUGUGCCCGAAGUAUUCAGAUCCCUGCUGACAGAUCAAAGGCAACUGUGUCAAAAUGCCCAGUCUUUCCAAUGGCCCGAAGUAUCAGUGCCUGCAGCCCCUUGGACAAGGAGGAGGCUGGUGGGCAGAAGCUCAUUCCCACAGGCAGCCUGCCGGCUACUUUACAAGAAGCCACAGAUUCUUUAGGAUUAGAAUGGCACCUGCCCAGCCCAGAUCCUGUCACUGUUCCAUAUCUUAGUCCUCUAGUGGUCUGGAAGGAACUAGAAAGCUUAUUGGAAAAUGAAGGCGAUCAUGCCAUAACAGUGGCCGACUUUGUGGACCAUCAUCCGAUUGUGUUUUGGAACCUGGUGUGGUAUUUUAGACGUCUUGACUUGCCCAGCAACUUACCUGGAUUGAUUCUUUCUUCUGAGCAUUGUAACAAGUAUUCAAAGAUUCCCCGCCACUGUAUGUCUGAAGACAGCAAGCAUGUUUUAAUACAGAUGUUAUGGGACAAUAUGAAAUUACAUCAGGACCCAGGACAGCCCUUGUACAUCCUCUGGAAUGCCCACAGUCAAAAUCGCACUCUUUUGUUUGAGACCCAAAAGUAUCCCAUGGUCCAUUUAUUGCAAAAGACUGAUAGCUCAUUUAGCCAAGAGCUGUUGAAAAAUAUAGUUAAAAGCAUUAAAAUGAAUGAUGUCUAUGGACCAAUGAGUCAGAUUUUGGAGACACUGAAUAAGUGUCCACACUUUAAAAGACAGAGGAGUUUAUACAGAGAAAUACUGUUUCUGUCACUUGUGGCCCUGGGAAGAGAAAACAUCGACAUAGAUGCAUUUGAUAAGGAGUACAAGAUGGCCUAUGACCGUCUGACACCGAGCCAAGUCAAGAGUACACACAACUGUGACAGACCACCGAGUACAGGGGUGAUGGAGUGUCGGAAAACCUUCGGAGAACCUUAUCUCUGAGCUGUGUGUGCAGGUGUAAACAUUUGCUACAUGUUGUACAGUUGGUGUAUAAAGCAACGCUUUUAGACUCUAAACCUUUCUCUUCCAUUUUUGAGAAUGCUUUUGUAAAUGCUCUGGAAGGCUCAGGUAGUUUCUGUACAGAAUGCUGUGAGAACAGUGACCAAUAAGGAGAGAGCCACUUUUUUCCCGGUUCUUUUUUUUUUUCUUACCUUUUAUCUCUCCUGUAAUAAAGAAUUAAGUAUUUUUGUGCUGAGGAAAUCCCUAAAUGAAACUAGUUGCCAUAAAAUAAUAAGACAGCUGUAUUAUGGUUUCUCUUAAAGCAGGUGGGGAAAAAAAAAAUCAUGUAUGGAACUCGACAGAAAUGUUAAGACCGGAGUGUCUCCUGUUUUCAUAGCCCAUUAAGAUAUUUUGACCAUGAAGUUGUAUUAUACAUAUUUUAAAUUGUUUAUAGUAAGUUGAUAUUUUUUUAAUUUUUAAAUUUAAUAUAGCAAAGUUAAAAUGAAUUUAAGCUGAUGAAGCAUUUAGUUUCCUUGUCGGCUUCUCUUCGGAGUGAUCCGUACAGCUGCAGAUCUCUGUAUGUGCGUACGUUUGUCUCGCUAUGUAUCUUUUACGACUUGGCAGAGUGAGCUUUCCAGUGUCAGGCCUGGUGUCAGCAUGGCUCGGGGACCGCCUGCCUGCAGCGAGUCGUGGCAGGGUCAGUGUGCACCGGCCACCCGACGCGUUGAGCCCAGGGAGAGGAGAGCCAGAGAGGUAUCCUAGGCCGUGGCUACAGAAUCCUCUCGGUGGCUCAUGAAAACACACCACACACAGCAAAAAGAACAGCCUCCAAACCCAAAUGACAGUGGAAACAUGAAUAUUCUGCACAAAAUUCUACACUGGGAAGUAAGACAGUUGGCUCUACUCCAGCUUUUACGCUUGCUUUGAUGUCUAAAAUACUGGGUGUGACACAACUUGUACUAUAGAAUAUUUAUCUGAAAUAUAACAGACUCUGGAGUGUUCUGUUAAUAGUAUAUAUAAAUAUUAAAAUAUUUUUUUCAAUGAGAGCCCUCUAAAAGUAUAUAACCAGAUGGAAUUUCCCAUAUUGAGGAACUUAGAUAUUUUUUAACAGACUUCAGUAUCUGAAGUUUGUAAGAAUCUGAAUACAGGAACAUCCAGAAAUCAGAUAAUAAAUUGAAUGUUUAAACAUCAUGGGUAUUAAACAUUUCUUUAAAAAUUUUAGUUGCAUCACUUCUAAUCACUUUCUUUGGGUAAUUUCUGAGAAAGGAAAUGCAUCGCUUGGCCGUUGGAGUUAUUUAUACAUUUUCAGUGUGUGUGUGUGUUAAUGUACACAGUGUCACUAACGGAGGUAUUCUCUAGCCAGUUUUAAAGACAGAAAAAAAUUAGUAGCUUCAAGUUCAGCCUGUAAGCCAGUUUGAGUCCACAGCUUUUUAGACUGGAGACACAAGGGAGUCCUGAAACUUAAAAUCAGGUCAUCUGCCAAAAAAAAAAAAAAAAAAAAAAAAACCACUUUUGAGUUCACACUAUUAGUGAAUAGCACCCAGCUGAAACAUUGCACAGCUUUCUACUCUGGGAAAUAAUAGAGAGUUGAACAAUGUAAAACUUCAAUUCAGUUGGGACUGAACUUGCUUACUUGAAAAUUCUGGUGCUAUGCACACGUCUGCCUCCCCCGUGUACGUAUGGUACCCCUCCAGUCUGCUUCCUCUUCCCUCAUCUGACCCAAGCCACACGUGUCAUUCAUUCUCCUGUUCUCUGAGUCAUUUGACUGUGAUCAACUGAGAGAAAGAUUGUUAGGGGACCAUUUAGCAUUGACCAUAAAAAUGCCUCCAAAUGGGAUUCUGGGGUUCUCUUCUAAUUUUGGGUUGUUGUUUAUUUUUUAUUCUCAUAGACAGCUUGCACUGUUGUUUACUUUUUCUAAAACACAAAUACUAUGUAGAAGUCAUAGUUUAUUUGAAAUGUGUGUCGAAGAGCGAGACAACGCUCAUCGUUUAUGCUCAGAAUCAUUUGGAACAAUGAUUGUGUCUUCCCUCACCCUGAAUUUUGCUUGGAUAGGAUCAUAUUUCCCAUAUUUUUAAUCACCAAGGAAUAGAUCUUUAAUCCUAAACCAUGCACAGAAACUGAUAAAUCCUUCCCAAGAGAAAAUUAAAACCCAAUUCAUCUUUUUCUUAAAA
Molecule: messenger RNA, 8072 nt
Organism: Ochotona curzoniae (black-lipped pika)
Lineage: Eukaryota; Metazoa; Chordata; Mammalia; Lagomorpha; Ochotonidae
Gene: DENND4A
Product: DENN domain containing 4A
Exons: 33
Coding region: 280-5904 (1874 amino acids)
Biological process (GO): regulation of Rab protein signal transduction
Cellular component (GO): cytoplasmic vesicle
Molecular function (GO): protein binding
Source: RefSeq, a predicted model, not a curated record